AUGGCUUUGAAGGUAUUGCAAGAGAACGCAUCAAAGUCAAUGAAGUGUACUCUUGAAUGGAAUGGUGAAUAUGGCUUUGAGGUCAAGGAGAGCUGGGGUAAUAAAUUCAUAGUAAAUCUGAACAGUAAUACUUGCACUUGUAGAUCUUGGAUGCUGAAAGGUAUUCCCUGGUAUCAUGCCAUAGCUGCACUUCGUUUCAGAAAAUUGGAACCUAUUGACUAUGUUGCACAUUGGUACACUAAGGACACUUACCUCAAAACAUACAACUCAUUCAUUCAACCUGUUACUAAUACGGAAAUGUGGCCAAAGUCAACCAAUCCUCCUGUCCUCCCACCCGAGAUUAAAAAGCUGCCAUGUAGGCCAAGGAAGUGUAGAAGAAAGGAGCAGACAGAAAACAAGACAGGGAAGCUGUCAAAAAGAGGUGUUGAGAUGACCUGCAGCUUGUGCCAUGCAAAGGGUCACAAUAAGAAGGGUUGUCCUAUGCAUCCAUAA
Lycium barbarum (goji berry) is the source of this 492-nucleotide messenger RNA. RefSeq lists its product as uncharacterized. Gene Ontology annotation, molecular function: zinc ion binding. The coding region runs from base 1 to 492 and encodes 163 amino acids. The transcript has a single exon. The record is from RefSeq and is a predicted model, not a curated record. NCBI's taxonomy places the organism in Eukaryota, Viridiplantae, Streptophyta, Magnoliopsida, Solanales, Solanaceae.